Messenger RNA from Cynara cardunculus var. scolymus (artichoke), 1824 nucleotides. Its product is annotated as arginine/serine-rich coiled-coil protein 2. Bases 245 to 1726 code for a protein of 493 amino acids. The record is from RefSeq and is a predicted model, not a curated record. NCBI's taxonomy places the organism in Eukaryota, Viridiplantae, Streptophyta, Magnoliopsida, Asterales, Asteraceae. The transcript is spliced from 9 exons.
CCCCUUCCUUCGAAACAAAUUCCAAAGAACCCUAGCAAUCCACCCCCGUCCUUCCUCUCGCCUCCUCCCUCCGUCACAUCUCCACCACGCUACGUCGCCUCUUCCCUUUUCUUCACCGGUUGUCCUUCGUCUCUAUCACGCUUCUCUCCAACAUCGUUCUCCAACUUGGAUCAUGUUCAUGGCAAGCAUCGGAACAUCAAUCGGAAAUUGAUUUACAGUUUGUUGCUAUAUUGCAUUAAGAAACAUGGACUCAGACUUGCAUUCUCCUUCAAAUAGUGCUGGAGCUAAAGCCGCAUUUCAUAAGCCUUCCAAUGAUCCUUCAAACAGAAAAUAUCGACGUAGGUCUCCAGUGAGCGGCUCUUCUUCAUCCGAUGGGGAGCCUGUUCGUGAGCGUAGUUCUACCCCUGCCCGUUCCUGGGAUGACAAUGCUAAACACAACGAUAACCGCCAAAGGAAGGAUGACAGGAGGGACAUUGAUAGGGAUCAGAAAAGAAGCCGUUACAGCAGGGAUGGUGGUUCUAACAGAAAUGCUGAUCGAAGAUCUUAUAAUGAUCGUAGGCAUGAUGAUUAUAAAAGACGUGAAAAGUAUGCAGAGGAAGAUCAGAAGAACUUCCAUAAGUCAUCCCCACGUACAAAGAGUGGCAGUGGCAGUCAUGGCAGCUAUAGUGAUCAUGCUAGAAGAGAAUUUGAGCAAAACAGAUCAAGAGAUAAUGUCGAUAAGCACUCCCGAGAUAGAUCAGAUGGUUCAGGACAUAGAAGUAGGGACAGGGAUAGAGAGGCCUCAUCGCUUGAGUAUCAGAAGAAGUAUAAGGAUUCAUCAUCUGACAGAGGUGGAUCUGGUAAGAGGCAGACCAACUUCAAAGCAGAAGAAGUCAGGUCUGGGGAAGGGGAUAAGCAUAAAAAGGAUGAUGCCAGGGAGGAAAAAAGAGACUACCCAAGGACUUUGAAGGAUGGGAAAAGUGAAUCCUUAUCUACCCAUGAGGAGCCCAGGGGCCAUCGAUCUGGACAUCAUCAUAAAGACACUUCCUGGAGGGAUUCUAAGGAGCUGGAUGACCCCAAAUACACAAGGGAUGGGAAGGGAAAGUCUUAUGAUCAGGAGCCUAGGGGACUAAAGGACCGACAUUUUAAGGAACCUAGAGAGCUGCUUGAUGAUAAAAAAGUUUUAGCUACAAAGAAGUCAAAGUUUAGCAUGGAUAAAGAUACCGAGUAUAGCAAGGAUGCUAUAAAGCAUGCAACUAUAUCCAAUGAAGUCCAGUCUUCAAGUUUAAAACAAGGUCAGAACUUUGUUGGUAAAGCUAAUGCAGAGCAAGACUGUGUGAAAGAGUCUGAUAUAGAUGCUGCAAAAAUAGCUGCAAUGAAGGCUGCAGAACUAGGCGUUCGUUUGCAUCACAAUAAUUUAGUUUAUCCAAGUGAUCACGUGAAUAGAAACCUGAUUGGAACCGGGUUUAUGUCAACUGACCAAAAGAAGAAGCUGUUAUGGGGGAGUAAAAAGAGCACCGCUACUGAAGAGGCUGCUCAUCGGUGGGAUACAUCCAUGUUCUCUGAUCGUGAACGACAAGAGAAGUUUAACAAACUCAUGGGUGUGAAAGGGGUGGAGCAGAAACCAGAGGUGACCCAGAACACCAAUCUUGCCGAAAAGCAGAAAGAGCUUCAGAUGGACUUGGAGAAGCAGUACACGGCAGGCCUUCGUCGCAGAGAUGGGCGAACUGUUGGUUUAGGGCUUUGAAGAUGAUUAGGUAUCGAAACGAGUAUCAGAGUCUGUUGUACUUAUGCACCUGUCACAUGUUUUAUGCGAUUAAACUAUGUUACCGUUUGAAGAUUCUG